GUUGCACAAAGACCAAGUCUGACCUCGACAGCUCCACUUCUCCGGCACACAUUCCCCGACACCGACCUCCGCUGUGAAGGGAAACUGCACAAUGCAGCGGGUCAAAAACAUCGACUAUGACGACGAUGAUGUCUAUUCGGACGAGGAGGAAUACGCAGAAGAAGGGCCGGGCGAAUAUUCAGCGGAGGACAAGGAGAACUUUGCGGCCUUGACACCGGUUGUAAGAGCAGAGCUGGACGAGGCGGGUAUACCAGCAACAACAAAGCAAAUCGAGGAUGCGCUAUGGCACUACUACUGGGAUGUUGGCAAAAGUGUGGCAUAUCUCAAGAACUCAAAGGCACCACAGCAACCCAAACAACAGGUAGCGAAGAAGGAGAAACCGAAAAGCAAGUUCGAUGAGGCAGCCGAGCAGAGUGCCGUGAUUGCAGAUAAAGUGAAACAGACACAACCUCCAGCAAACGGCCUUGCCAAAAAGGCGGAAGCUUUGAAGCUGGACCCUACACCUAAGCUCAAAAGUAAAGGCCUAGAUGUGCCGAAGCUGUGGCAAGAAGAGAAAUCGAAGCGAAAGUCCGCAGCAUUCGUAGUCAUUGGACACGUGGACCAUGGCAAGAGUACGCUCAUGGGUAGACUAUUGCUUGACACUGGCGCCGUGGCACAAAGGGAUGUUGAUAAAUACAAGAAACAAGCGACAGAGAUGGGCAAGGCCUCUUUUGCACUAGCAUGGGUAAUGGACACGGGCUCAGAAGAGCGUCAACGAGGUGUCACUGUCGAUAUCGCCCAGCAUCAUUUUAAAUCCGGCGAUGUGGACUUCACGAUUCUUGAUGCCCCUGGACAUCGCGACUUCGUGCCAAACAUGAUUGGCGGAGCGUCCAUGGCCGAUAUGGGAGUGCUAGUGGUGGACGCGAAUCAGCUCGAAUCGGGAAUGAAAGGGCAAACUAGAGAGCACAUCUUACUUGCCCACGCCGUUGGGCUUCAGAAGAUCGUGGUCGCUGUCAACAAGCUGGAUUCUACUUCGCAGCCCUGGGACCAGUCGAUCUUCAAGGCCGUCAGUGCGGAAGUACGUAAAGUCUUGAUGGAGACUGGAUUCUCGAAAGACAACAUAUCAGUCGUACCUUGCAGUGGGCUUAGUGGAGAGAACGUCGUCAAGGCGCCUUCCGAGAGUUCAGAGGCGGGUUGGGUCAAGAAGAACCACCCCACGCUGAUACAACAACUUGAGCAGUCUGUCGCUGAGUCGACGUCGGUAGAGGUCGUGCUAAAGCCUCUACGUCUGCAAAUUGCAGACGUGUUUCGAGGCGGCAUACAGAAUCCUGUCUCAAUAUCUGGUCUGGUGCGAAGCGGGAAUGUGCAAGUCGGCGAGUCCAUCAUUAUCCAACCUAGCGGAGAAAAGGCUACUGUGAAGGGCAUCGAAUUGGCUGGCGUGUCGAAAGAGUGGGCAGCAGCAGGAGAUAUUGCUGCUCUUCAUCUUGCAGAUAUCGAGCCUCAACAUUUGAGAAGCGGUGACAUUGUGUGUGGCUCAUCGAAGCCGGUCUCGGUAGCGAAGAACAUUAUUGCUAAAGUGCAGGCCAUUGAUGCUCUUCUACCGCAGGGCGUGGAUGUACAUGUGGGUCGGCUCCAUGUUCCAGGACAGAUCAACCAGCUGUUUAGCAUUAUCAACGCCAAAGACGAGGUGCUGAAGAAGAAGCCGCGGAUUGUGAAGGCAGGUCAGCGAGCUGUGGUGAGGAUUGCUCUCGACGACGGGGCUCCGCUUGAGGUGGGCGAUCGGGUUGUGGUGCGAGCAGAAGGAAGCACAGUAGCAGCAGGCGUAGUGGAGAAUGUAGGCAGAUAGAUCAUAC
Sphaerulina musiva SO2202 is the source of this 1832-nucleotide messenger RNA. Its product is annotated as GTP_EFTU-domain-containing protein. Gene Ontology annotation, molecular function: GTPase activity; GTP binding. Gene Ontology annotation, biological process: translation. Lineage: Eukaryota; Fungi; Ascomycota; Dothideomycetes; Mycosphaerellales; Mycosphaerellaceae. The transcript has 3 exons. The record is from RefSeq and is a predicted model, not a curated record. Bases 92 to 1825 code for a protein of 577 amino acids.